Podospora pseudocomata is the source of this 309-nucleotide messenger RNA. RefSeq lists its product as uncharacterized. Bases 1 to 309 code for a protein of 102 amino acids. NCBI's taxonomy places the organism in Eukaryota, Fungi, Ascomycota, Sordariomycetes, Sordariales, Podosporaceae. The record is from RefSeq and is a predicted model, not a curated record. The transcript has a single exon.
AUGACCCUCCUACCACCCCUCGGACGCCUCCGUCUCGCCUCCCCAGAGAACAUCCUCCGCCUAGGAGUUGUCUGCACCUCCGGCUUCCGCUACUCGGAGCACUUCAUCUGGGAACGCACAGCCCACGACCGGCAUCCCCGAAACACAGUCACCUUUUUCAGACAUGAAGUCGCCGAGUUCAUCAAAACCCCCGAGUUGUCGCUCUCGUUGCUGUCGAUGCCUACGACCCUGAUGAAUCCUCCAAACCCGAAGCAAUCAAACCCGUUGAUAACGUUUGGACACCGCCGCCAGCCGGGACACCCGUGGUAG